Molecule: messenger RNA, 177 nt
Organism: Aspergillus chevalieri
Lineage: Eukaryota; Fungi; Ascomycota; Eurotiomycetes; Eurotiales; Aspergillaceae
Exons: 2
Coding region: 1-177 (58 amino acids)
Source: RefSeq, a predicted model, not a curated record
AUGGCGAAAUAUCUCAGAAAUAACAGUAGUAAUCGCAACCAAUUCCAGCAGCUCAUCAACAAGGCCUCCCAGACUAGUGUCCUUGCAAGCUGUUACAGUCUGACUGAGUCGACCUCAGCAGUCAAGGGCUUCCAUUAUUGCACUACGACGGGGACCGGAUCACAGUGGUAUCCCUGA